Tympanuchus pallidicinctus (lesser prairie-chicken) is the source of this 7917-nucleotide messenger RNA. It is a transcript of the gene SKI, whose product is annotated as SKI proto-oncogene. Gene Ontology annotation, biological process: negative regulation of BMP signaling pathway. NCBI's taxonomy places the organism in Eukaryota, Metazoa, Chordata, Aves, Galliformes, Phasianidae. The record is from RefSeq and is a predicted model, not a curated record. Gene Ontology annotation, molecular function: RNA polymerase II cis-regulatory region sequence-specific DNA binding; DNA-binding transcription factor activity, RNA polymerase II-specific; SMAD binding. The transcript has 8 exons. The coding region runs from base 1004 to 3256 and encodes 750 amino acids. Gene Ontology annotation, cellular component: nucleus.
CGAGCCCGCGCGCUCCCGCCCCUCCUUCGCGGCGCGCCGCUCUGUGAACCCAGCAGUUCUCCCUCCCCCCGGCGCGGCCGCCCCAGGCUGAGCUGCGCCUGCCCGUGCAGCAGCCGCGCGGGAGGGGGGAGGCGGCCGCUGUUCCUGGAAGAGCCCGGCCUGGGGAGUUGGUCACAUUCUUGGCCGGGAUUCAAUGACUGAGGCAGACACCAACAAACAGAAGGGGGGAGGAGGAGGAGGAGUGAGGGAGGCUGAGCCAGCCCGCAUUAGCUCAGCUCUCAGGCACUCUCAGUCUCUGCUGGAAAGAGGAGCUGGGAGGAUGUGCGCGCUGUUACCGCGGCUCCCCACGGCACGCUGAGAGCGAGAGGAAGAAAGGAAGAAAGGGGAGCGCGGCGCCGGGGAGCCCGCCCGGAUCGAGCGAAGGGACCGCGCGGGGAAGGCAGCCCGCCCGCAGCCCCGCGCCGCUUUGGAAGUGUCGGAGAUUGGGGCCUUUUAAUUCUAUUCCGCGUUGCUCCUUCCCCGCACCGAGCCGCCUUCCUCCUCCCGCUUUUUACUUUCCUCCCCCGCUCCUUCUUCCUGGUGGAUAUGGACACGAGCGGGAUCGCUGCAGAGAAGCAGCAGCCGCCAGCGCGUAUUUAACCCGCGGUGUCCGGAGCGCGGUUCGGACCGGCGUUCCGGGGCUGGCAGUGCGCGCUGCCUGCGGCCGCCGGCUCGGAUGAGGACCUCGCUUCGACGUGACUCUGCGCUCCGGCCGGGCGGCGUCGGGGCCGGGCACGGCGAGAGAUUGUGACGGAGCGACAGAACGGAAAGGAGAAAGAGACGCGUCCGAGAAGGAUUUAUUUCCUCGCCGUCUGUGGAUUGCUAAACCUGAGUGGGAAGGGGAGAAAACAAGGGUGGGUGGUUGUUUUGUUUAAAAAAAGAAAAAAUCCCUUAAGUGGAUUUGUACCAGCGUGGAAGAUAACUGGGGAUUUUUGUUGUUUGUUUUGGGAAUAGAAACUAAAAAAUGGAGACUGUAAGUAGAAGCAGCUUCCAGCCUCAUCCAGGACUGCAGAAGACCUUGGAACAGUUUCAUCUGAGCUCUAUGAGCUCCCUGGGUGGCCCUGCUGCUUUCUCAGCGCGAUGGGCACAGGAGAUGUACAAGAAAGACAAUGGCAAAGACCCGGCGGAACCUGUGCUGCAUCUGCCCCCUAUCCAGCCCCCCCCAGUGAUGCCUGGUCCAUUCUUCAUGCCCUCGGACAGAUCCACUGAGAGGUGCGAGACCAUCCUGGAAGGGGAAACCAUCUCCUGCUUCGUGGUGGGUGGGGAGAAGCGCCUUUGCUUGCCCCAGAUCCUGAACUCGGUGCUCAGGGACUUCUCCCUGCAGCAGAUCAAUUCGGUGUGCGAUGAGCUACACAUUUACUGCUCCAGAUGCACCGCUGACCAGCUGGAGAUCCUCAAAGUCAUGGGCAUCUUGCCCUUCUCUGCCCCCUCUUGCGGGCUGAUCACUAAAACUGAUGCUGAGAGGCUUUGUAAUGCCUUGCUUUACGGUGGCACCUAUCCUCCCCACUGCAAGAAGGAAUUCUCUAGCACGAUCGAGCUGGAGCUUACAGAGAAGAGCUUCAAGGUGUACCAUGAGUGCUUUGGGAAGUGUAAGGGACUCCUGGUACCAGAGCUUUACAGUAACCCCAGCGCAGCCUGCAUCCAGUGCUUGGACUGCAGGCUCAUGUACCCGCCUCACAAAUUUGUGGUCCACUCUCACAAAUCCUUGGAAAACAGGACUUGCCACUGGGGCUUUGACUCUGCAAACUGGAGGUCCUACAUCCUCCUCAGCCAGGAUUACACUGGGAAAGAGGAGAAAGCUAGGCUGGGCCAGCUCUUAGAUGAAAUGAAAGAAAAAUUUGACUAUAACAACAAAUACAAGAGGAAAGCCCCCAGGAACCGUGAGUCUCCUAGAGUUCAGCUCCGCCGGAACAAAAUGUUCAAGACAAUGCUGUGGGAUCCAGCUGGAGGUUCAGCGGUACUGCAGCGUCAGCCAGAUGGAAAUGAGGUCCCUUCAGAUCCUCCUGCUUCCAAGAAAACCAAAAUAGAUGACUCUGCUUCCCAAUCUCCAGCUUCUACUGAGAAGGAAAAGCAGUCCAGUUGGUUACGGUCCUUAUCCAGUUCAUCUAAUAAGAGCAUUGGCUGUGUCCAUCCCCGUCAGCGCCUCUCAGCUUUCCGGCCCUGGUCCCCUGCUGUAUCAGCAAAUGAGAAAGAGCUCUCAAGCCAUCUUCCUGCAUUGAUCCGAGACAGCAGUUUUUACUCCUACAAAAGCUUUGAGAAUGCUGUGGCUCCCAACGUGGCCCUCGCACCUCCUGCCCAACAGAAAGUUGUGAGCAAUCCACCCUGUGCCACAGUGGUGUCCCGCAGCAGCGAGCCGCCCAGCAGCGCCGCACAGCCACGGAAAAGGAAACAUGCUGCAGAGACCCCGGCUGUCCCAGAGCCAGUGGCCACUGUUACUGCGCCUGAAGAGGAUAAGGAAUCAGAAGCAGAAAUUGAAGUAGAAACCAGGGAGGAAUUCACCUCCUCCUUAUCCUCGCUCUCCUCCCCAUCCUUUACUUCAUCCAGCUCUGCAAAGGACAUGAGCUCACCUGGGAUGCAAGCCCCAGUCCCAGUCAACAGUUCAUAUGAGGUUGCAGCACAUUCUGACUCUCACAGCAGUGGGUUGGAAGCUGAGCUGGAGCACCUAAGGCAGGCCCUGGACAGUGGCCUAGAUACAAAAGAAGCCAAAGAAAAAUUCCUCCAUGAAGUUGUUAAAAUGAGAGUGAAGCAGGAAGAGAAGCUAAAUGCUGCCUUGCAAGCCAAACGCAGCCUACAUCAGGAGCUGGAGUUCCUAAGAGUGGCAAAGAAGGAGAAACUGAGAGAAGCAACAGAGGCAAAGCGCAACUUGAGGAAAGAGAUUGAGCGUCUGAGAGCUGAGAAUGAGAAGAAAAUGAAGGAAGCCAACGAGUCUCGGAUACGGCUAAAGAGGGAGCUGGAACAAGCCAGGCAGAUCCGGGUUUGCGACAAGGGUUGUGAAGCUGGCAGGCUUCGGGCCAAGUACUCUGCCCAGAUUGAGGACCUACAGGUUAAGCUUCAGCACGCAGAGGCUGACAGGGAGCAGCUCCGAGCUGACCUGAUGCAUGAGAGGGAGGCUCGAGAACACUUGGAAAAAGUAGUCAAGGAACUUCAGGAACAGCUGUGGCCUAAAUCAAGCAGUCAAUCCAGCAGUGAAAACACAACGAGCAACAUUGAGAAUUAAACCACCACGUCGUCUCAGACAGACAGAAUGACAAAUAUGCACAGUAAGGGAGGAUGUGUGGGGUACGUGUGUAAGUGCAUGUGUGAGUAGUGGUGUCCUGACACACAGAUCUAUGAAUACGGAUUCUUAUUAGUUGGAAGGCAAAUGUUACUCUUUAUAACAGAAGCACUGAAUUACGCCUCUUUUGUUUUUUUUUUCCAAUCCAUAUAGCACAACAUCUUACUGUGCCUAUAAAACACAAAGUGUUUAUAAACAAAAUACUUUUAAGUCCACAGCAAAUUUUCUACUGGCAAACUCCAAGCAAGCAGCAUCGUCCAACUAGAAUCAGAGAAAAAGGCAAGCAUGGCAGUGUUUUUAUGUUGCCCUUCUGCCUGUCGGAACAUUUUGGAAUUUAAAAACAAACUUUUCUUAUAAGCUAUUUAAAGUAAUUCAUUACACAGACUUGGUAUUAAAAAAAUUAACAAGAUUUUUUAUAAUGAACCUUUAAAAGCAAAACAAAAACCUUCGAUGCACAAUUUUUAUGACUCAUUAAAGGCUUUGGGAUUCUUAACGCAGAAGCCCUUUGGUGAUGAUGCCAUUUCAUUAGCAGUUUUCCAGCCGUUUAGGAAGCCAUCACAGUUUUAAUCCUGUCCUGUGGUUGUAUGAGAAUUUCAGAGUGCUUUUCAAAGUUGAUUUUUUCCUUAGAAACAAUCACCUUCAUUUCCUGUCCUGAACACAAGAAGAAAGGAAGAUGCAGGAUUGUAAGGGUGUGGGGGGGCAGGAAGAGAAGAUGGACGCUUCAGAAUUACAAACCCAGCCUUACAGCCUUCAGUGUUUCAAAUCACACCAUAUUUUCUACAGAAAUUAAUCUCAUUAAUCUCAUUAAUCGAUGUGUUCAAAAGACGCACUUCAUCCAAGAGCACUUCAGCUUUAGGAAAAGAAAGAAGUAAAGGAAGGAAAUGGAUGAUCUGUUAAGUUGGUUGAGAAAUAAAGCAGAAGAUGUGUUUUGAAGUCAUUCUGAAAUCUUCGCAUCAGCUUUCGGUUCUCUGGAAGACUCAUCUUUGUUGCACCAUCUUACCAUAGAAUUCAGUAUUUACCUACUUUUAUUCUGAACUGUUUGUCAGGAUUUCUGUGCCCAAGGAGAGUGCAACAUCGCAUUACUGGAUACUGCAGAACAGAAGAACGACACUUUUGCUGCUGUGAAUAAGCCUACAUCUUUUUUAAAAGAAAAACUUCUGUUUUUAAAAAUAGAAAUUACUUUAAUUUUGGGAUCCAAGCCGCAGCCCCGGAAUAAAAAUGCAGCAUAGCAUCACUUUGUCUUACUCUUACUGUCAUUGUCGUCGUCGUUAAUUUUUUUUAAACUGCACUUUGUCAGAACAUUACUCUGCAUUUUAUUCCAAAUUUUGGAAGUUUACAAGUUAAGCAUUCUCGAUUCUACUCUGCAGAUGUUAAAAUCAUCACCACCAUUUCCACCACGCACCGUCAUUUCCAUGUGUGCAGAAGGGGAACUCAGUGGGUACAGAACGCUACCAAGCACAAAGGGUUUCACAGCUGUGUCUGUCGAGGCUGGGAAGUGCUCAAAUUCAGUUGGUGCUUUACUGAAUGACAGAGAAGUUAUUUUCACCCACACACACUCACCUCUGAUACACUCAAGCUCAGUGAAAAGUUGAUCUGGGGCUGCAGUUGUGCCUUCCAGCUCAUUUUUCCUCUCAGCAUCUUCUAUAGGCAAUGCUGACUUUUUUUUUUUUUUUUUUUUAAACUUUAAGAAUAAAAAGAAAAAAAAAAAAUUCCUAUGCAUCAUCAUACCCAGAAGUUAUUCUAAACAAAGAAAUGUAUUUCCAGUAAUCUUUAUUUGCUUUUGGACAUUAAUGCAAACUAUGUAAGCUUAAAAAUUAUUUCCCUGUAGACAGAAAGCGGCUUCCAAUCCUAAAAUUACAGUAUUUACUUACAGUACAUUAGAGGGUUUUUUGUUGUUGUUUGUUUUUUGUUGUUGUUUGUUUGUUUUAAACAAGAGCUGUUUGCUUGAAACCAUUAUAAUAACCAUUAUAGUAACUGUGAGCAUUAACAGAGAAGUUCAUAUAUACGUUUUAGGUACAAAAAGAAGAAAUAUGAAAGGAGUAGAAUUACUGGGACAAUGUAGAACUGUUGGGAGCAAGAAACAGUGACAGCAAAUAAAUGACACAAACCUGCCUGGUUGUGCAGGGCUUGGCCCUGUGCGUGGGAUGCUGGAGCCUGAGGCUGGAUGCAGAACUCCUCUUCUAAAGUGCAAUGCAAAAGGAUUUUGAUUAUGCUUAGGCAACGUUGUUGGGUUUUUUUAAUGUGGGUUUUUGUUUUGUUUUUUUUUUUGCUUCUUUGUAUGUUUUUUUUUUUUUUUUCUCUGCAAUUAUUAAAUCAUAUGCAUGGAAUUAAAAUCUCUGCCAUAUGUAUAUUCAUUAAUGGGCAUUAUUACUGUCUUAUGUAAAGGGUUUAUUUUGUUAUGCAGUAUGCAUAAAAAUGUUCUCAGCCUUAUGAUUUCCAGAUCUGUAUUAUUCACUGAUUUCUUCAAGGGAAACUGAACAAUUUUAGCUUUAGUUGAUCAUUGUGCAUUUCAGAAGUCUCCCGUUUGCUACGUUUUGCUGCCGUGUCAAGAAAUUACACAUAGAACACAUCUGUUCUCACCCCAAUAUCAGAUUCCUGAAAUCUGCCUUUUCAGAUACUGUUGUUUUCUGUGACUCACCCACUCAUGGGCAGCACAGCCCUCUCCCUUUGCUUUUCCUUCCAGGAGCGGCGCCCACUGACCUGUAGCACAUGGCACUAUUUAUUUCGUGUCUCAGGAAGGAUAGUGACUCACUGCCACAACUUCUGUGCAUAUGAUGCUUUUACCCUCCAACAUCAAUGAAUUCUGCUUUUUUUUUUCCUCGAAGAAAAAAAAAAAAUUAAUAAGAAACAUUUUUCUUAGCUGUCAAACCACCAUCAUCAUCUUUGUUUCUCACAUAGAUCAGAUGAGAUUUGCAAGAAAUCUUUCUAAAAUGAAUUACAUUAUGAAUUAUGUACUAUUGUUAGAAAAGCACGGCUUCUUCUUUUGCCAUGUCUUACAAUGAAGUGUAAAACGUGACUAAAUCACAGCAUUUGAAGUUAAGACUUAUUAGCGUUUGAUUCUAGGGAAUGGAAACACCCUAGUAAAAAACGUCUGCAAAAUCAGGUUUACAAAUCAUUGUGAUUGAAUAAGGUGCACAGAGGCUGACAGCAACCCCUUUCCACCAGCAGUUAAUUGACAGGGGAGUUUUUACAGGAUAGGAACUGUAAAUCAUUGUGUGUCUUUCCUAAGUAUGCUUUUGCAGUGAAAUCUUGAUACGUUCUGCAGAAAUAAUUAUUUUCUAAUUCAGAAUUCCUGUGUAUGUAAUUUAUUUUUACAGUAAUUCUGUCAGUAUGAAGCCAUAGAGACACUUUCUAAAAACGUCUCUCCAAGCGGGGGGAGCCUUCAGGGGAAGCCGUGCUGGAGGUGUUGAGGUGAGGGGUUCUGUGUGUAAUUUCUGUGUCUGCUGCCCUGCCGUGGGGCAGCUCUCACUCACUGCUCAGUCCGCAGGUGUAGGAACUGUAGAGGCCAUUUCUCACUCCAUCUGCUCUCUAGUUUCCUUUACGAAGUUAAAAGGGAGAAGAGGUGUUUCACACAGGCUGUUGACUCUCCCUGUAAUUAAAAAUAUAUUACUUGUAUAUUCAGUUUAAUCACGCAUUGUUUCUAUUACUGAAAGAAGACUUAACGAAGGGAAAAAAAAAACCAACAGCAAUAACAUUCAUAUCUUUGGAGCAGCUAAUAGUAUAACAUAAUAUUCUGCUUUUCAAACAGAACUAGCCAAUGUAAAAAAAACUUAACAGUAAAUUCAACAUGUAAAUACUUUUUUUCAUUUUACACUGUUGUAUUAUAAGUGUAUAUGGUGUUUACUUUUUCAAAACUCUUUCUUACCUGGUAGCUGUCUUGUUUUAUGAGUUGUGUUUUUAACUAAGAAGAACCUUUGCUGUCUGUUAGGAAAAACAAAACCACAAAAAAUCUUUUUGCGAGUUUCAAUGUGGGUUUAACCUCCCUCCAUCAUUUGCAUUUUAUUUGUCCAUGUUUUCACUGUAAAGUAUUUUAUUACCAAAAGAUUGAUUUCUCUUUCUGUUCUGCCCUCCCCUCAGAAUCAGCCCAGAUGUUUUAAGACUUUUUUGUUGGUUUGGUUUUUUUGUUAUUGUUUUGGGUUUUUUUUCUUUUAUUUCUUUUUUUUUUUUAAUGAAAAAUCACAGAAAUGACAUUUUUUCAAUUGAAGAAAAAUAAAUCUAUACAUUUAUAAUAGCCAAUAGCAUUUCAGCACAUUUUUGUUAUCCUGGUCUCUCCUAUGCUGCUGCUAAUGACAAUAUUAUGACUUACUCUACUAUUCUAGAACUAUUUUUAUGUAAGUAAUGUAUGCUUUCUUGUUUAUAAAUGCCUGAUUUAAAAAAAAAAUAAGAAAAAAGCUUGGCAUAUUUAUCUAUUUCGCUGUGUACCUUGAUAGUCCUUUUCCACCCCCUUUUCCACAUCCCCUCCCCUCGAAGCAGAUAAUAUUGUAAAAUAAAGGACUUUAUGAGAUUAUGUAUGAAAAUAGCUAUGCUUAUAUACCACAGUGACUGAAUGUACAGUGUAUAGACGCAUUACCUAAAAUAAAAUUGUUUGUCCAGAAAAAAAUAAA